GUCAGGCGUAAGAGACGACAGAACGAUGCGGGCGUGAAGCUGCUUGGCCUGACGCAGGAGGCGGUGGUCGCUGCAGUGUUGGAUGAGACGGCCGAAAGCGCCAUAGUCGAGUCCAUUGACGCUGCAGAGGUUUUGUAGACAGUGGUGGAUUCCACCGUUGGGAGUGGGCGAUAUUUGAAUUUGAAGAAACUUUGUGAGCCUCAUUCAUGCCGUUAACAACACCGUAAAGGGAAAGGCUUUCCUACUUAUAUUCUACUGACUAGAAAAGAGGAGCCAGGAUCACUGAACCCCAUUGGUGUGAAGUGGCGUGAUCAUUGCCGUUCGAUACAAAUCAAAGGCUAAUACUUGAUUUAAUGACUAUGCAUAUUACCACGUGUUUAUUAAUGGUGGCAUUUAAUGUUCUUAUUGAUCUAAAAUUUGAGGGCUUAAGUUUUAGGAGUAGUAUGGCAGGCAUAGCCUUCAUUUCAACUUGCUGGGGUUACAGGCGAGGAAAGACAGAGAUACAGAAAGUUUGCAAAUUCGAGGGUAGACAACAUGCCUUUGAGCUUGAGGAAGGGUGACUAACUAUCCUACCGUUAACUCCACCGCCUUACUCUUUGUUUUCGUCAAUCGUUUUCUCACGGGGGAAUUUAGUUGAUAUGUUAGAGAUGGACCGUUCAAAACCCUAACCGCUACUCCCGCCCGUUCACAUUGCACCUAAGAAAUCACUCAACACCGAUGAUUCCAGGGUUGGGCGGUACGAUGGAAAACCAAAGCAAAGAGCAGGAAUUUGAGACUUUGCCAACUGGGGUUUUUGAGAUUUCUGGAGAGCCUGCCAUUGUUAUUAAUGGGGUUCCGGAUGUAUCUUCAAAUGACGGCUCUCUGGUUCACUGUGAUACUAUAAGUGACACGGGAUCACACCAAGAGACAGUUUUUGGUGAAUGGUUGGAAGGAAGAGAAGUUCGAAAGUUGUUUGGAGGGCAGUACUAUUCUGGGGUGGUGACCCAGUUUGACAAGGAAGCAGGUUGGUACAGGGUGGUAUAUGAAGACGGUGACUUUGAAGAUCUUGAGUGGCAUGAGUUGGAAGAAGUGCUUGUGCCCCUUGAUGUUUCAGUUCCAUUGAAGUCACUGGCAAUGAAGAUCAUCAGGAAGAACCAGAGACCCAUUCAAAAACCUGGGAAAGAAGUACCUAAAUGUGGAAAUCGCCGGCUCAAAAAAGCUAUAGGUAUGGGAAAGACAGUGCAGUUGCCUGAAGAAGCUUCUCCACCGAAAUUUAAUGGUAACCACAGUGAAAGUGCCACUCCAAAGGGUGACUAAUAGAUUUCAGACGGCGCAAGAAUAGCUUAUCGUAAGAGAAAGCAACUAAUCAGAAGGUCUGAACUACACAGGAUGGCUCUCUAAUAGAAGUCGCAAUGGAGGCAAGGAUGCAAGGUGAACUUGAACCGAGGAAUACACAGACACAUAAUAUGUCAUUCAAAUUUGCCUUAUUGUGCAUCUUUUCUCAUUACAGAAAUAACAUUGAGCAACAAGAUGAAUGACCUUUUGUUUGGAAUCUGUGUUUCAGAAUUUCAAAUGGUUAAUUGAAGAAACAUUUUGUCUA
Molecule: messenger RNA, 1579 nt
Organism: Vitis vinifera (wine grape)
Lineage: Eukaryota; Viridiplantae; Streptophyta; Magnoliopsida; Vitales; Vitaceae
Product: dirigent protein 17
Exons: 2
Coding region: 718-1296 (192 amino acids)
Source: RefSeq, a predicted model, not a curated record